CCGUGAUUUAAAACCGAGAAGAGGUCUCGAGACGUCAUCGACGGCAAUGUUGUUGUACCGCACGCCGCCGCCGACGAUCCCCACCACAAUCCGCGGUACGACCGCCAAAGACGAACGGCCGCGGCGGAAUCGGUCAGGCAAAGUGGUUUCCCCGCCGCCACAACCGUUUGCCGGUCCACCGCGGUCGGUACCUAUUUCACCGGUUGUCGUGCAGCUCCUCACGUCUUGUAAAAAAAACGUUUUUCCAUCGACUACCCUUCGUCACGGGUGCCCUGGAUUUUCCGACAAUUUCGGUUUCCGCCGUAUUUCGUGAAAGUUUUGGUCGAAAGGUUUACUACGCCGUUCGAAGCGCAACCGAGUGCGUGUAACUCCGCCGCCACCGACCAUCUGUCAUCGGAAAACCAUGGAAAAGUCCGGAGAAGUGACGACGUGACCCACAGAAUCCACUGCCGCCGCUGCUACCAUGUACUCGGCGCGAAAUCGUAACGCCAUGAUCACAGACGAUACUUUUCAAAUACAAGACUGGCUGCGGUCAAACGGUAACCAUGACCGAAGUUACCCGGAGUUUGAUUACCACCAUAGGAUCCGCCCUCUUUCACCAGUUAAGAGGCACCGGAUCUCUACUAUUACCGAUGGAAGAGUACCUGACCGCCGGAGACAGCUCAAGUCAAUGGAAUCGCUGUUGGGAUUGAGCGAUGAAAACUUAAAUGGCAAACAUCUGAAUUCUGAAGCUGUUACAAGAGCGUCUCCUGACGUCCAAGACUCUCUGGAUAGAGCUUUAAUGGACUUCGAAGAGACCCUUGAGUUGGCGUUUCAGUCAAACUCUAUCGUUCCACCACCUAGAGGAUUUUCCAAUCAAAACUUGGUUGAAGGUGAUGAAUCGAAUUUCAAUAAGCUCGAUAGUAGCUUUGAGAGCAAUACAACUGGCAGUAGUGGUUAUUCCACCAAGCCUGAUCAGUCCAUGCAUCGGUCUCUGAACACUUAUAACGAACUCCAACUCAUCAGAGAACAAAUGGUGAAGAGCUUGGAGAUUAUCAAAGACUUAGAAGAACAAGUUAAGCUGGUGCCUAUGCUUAAAGCGCAGGUUUCCUCAUUGAAUUUGGAGAAACAACGUUUAUCCUCUGAAUUAGACAAACACAAGAAAUCGGAGUACACAAACAAAUAUGCAACAGUCGGUGGCGGAUGGUCCCUGUCGUCGGCAGCGUUUCCAGCAGCUAACACCAAAGUGUCCACCAAAGAGGUGGGCGUCAACUGCGUACCCAUGUGCCGGGACGUGGGAGUGACCACACCGUCGACCACCUCCGUGAACACGUCCACGAUGACGGAACGGCCUCCGCCCGGGGCGGCAGUGCACACCCAGACGGACGCCGCCGCCAAGCCGGCCACGACGGCGGCGCACACCCAGACCAAGGACGCCGCAAAGGCGGCCACCUCGGCGGCGUACACUCAGACCGCAGCGGUCGCCGACGUCCGGCCGGCCACCGCGGUGGACGCGGCGGCGGCAGUGGCCGUGAAGGCGGCGGCGCCGCCGCCGAUAACGACGGCAAACGUCGGCACUCAGUCUUCCAGGCCGCCGGCCGUCAGGACGGCCGCGGUAGGCGUGACGGCCAAGCCGCGGACGUACGACGUCAGCGUGGCCGCGAAACCGACGCUCAAGCACGUCGGGUGUUCGGCCGACGCGACGACGGACGCGAAACCGCCCGUCGCGGUGCCGGUGACGCGCGCCACUCAGACGGACGCCUGCAGGGACGACCGCGGCGCCCAUAACCGUACCACGCAAACGGAAGCCGCGGCGGCCGCCCGUGUCGGUCCGGCGGAAUCCGCGGCGGCCGCCCGGGCCACUACGGCGGAGGCCGCGGCCGCCCGGCCUAAUUACGGGACGAUCGGCCGACGGAGCAAUUCGUUUCAUCAUUACACGGCGGCCGCUGCGGCGGACGCGACGUCGCCGCCGGUCACGUCCAAGAUACCCCGUCUCAAGCCUGCCACGCCCGAACUCAACCGGAAAGUGUUGACCAGACAGGACACGUACACCAAGACCGAGGCCGAGAUCUGCACGGACGAUCUGCAACAGCAACCGUUGUCGCCGCCGCCGCCGCCUGCGCGCGUAACCGCAACCGCGGACGACGUCAGAGCUAAAGAAUCGAUGUCGUCAACGCCAGAACUUCAAAAUAGGCUUCCAGAAUCUGAUAUGAAUUUCCAACCCAUUCAAGAUGAAUUAUACAAGGAUAAUCCUAGUAAAGAAAUGAAAGGCGCGUUAAAAGUACUAAACGAUUCUCUGAAGAAAACAUCUGCCACGCUAUUGCCCAGGAACCAAUUGAAACAAGCCAUCGACAUAGUCCGAGAAGAAUGGUUCAAGGUGACGAGCUCGAGCGAUUGCGGUGGUCAACUCGUAAAAAAUUAUAUCAACUGGUUCACUUCGUACUCACCGGUUUUGCUAGAAUUCAUAAUCAACAUGACAGAUGCUGCGGGCAACACCGUACUGCAUUAUUCGAUUUCCCACGGAAAUUUCGACGUCGUGUCUACCAUACUGGAUACAGGCGUUUGCAAUGUCAACUUGACUAAUGACGCGGGAUAUUCAAGCGUCAUGCUCGUCUCGUUGGCUGACAUAAAAAAUGACGACGAGAUGAAAAUCAUCACGAGGUUGUUCAAAUGCGGCGAUGUUAACUUACAGGCUAAAAAACAUGGUCAGACGACAUUAAUGUUAGCAGUUUCACACGGAAAAUCAGAAGUGGUAAAAUUACUCCUGGAAUGCGGAGCUAACCUCAACAUGCAGGAUGAAGACGGAAGUACUGCCUUAAUGUGUGCAGCCGAACACGGUCUUCAGGAAAUCGUUAAUAUACUAUUAGCUUGUCCAGAAUGUGAUGUGUCCAUAGCAGAUAAUGACGGAAGUACUGCACUCAGUAUUGCAAUGGAAGCGGGACACAGGGAAAUCGGGAUAGCACUGUAUGCCAAACAGCACAUAUUAUCCCGAGAGAAUUCGCCAUUCAAUUUGUCGAAAUCGAAGCGGUCGAGAAGCGCGAAUACCGUGAUGCCGUCAAGUAAUAGUAAUAUGACAUAUUCGCAUUUGUCGUUAAAAAAAUCACCAAGUCUGCAGCCCAAAGAAUACGCCACGCUGUCUUCCAUGCUGAAAACGCGGAUUCCCUAAUGCAUACCAAUAAAAUAAUAAUAAUAUGUUUUUUGUCAUCGACCAUAUAAUGUACCUACGCUUGAAGUUGUUUUUAUUUUUAUAAUAAUAUUAUUGUACUGCGCCACACGUGUUUUUCUGUUCUGGCGGUACAUAGUAUUAACUAUGUUUUUUUGUUUUAUAUUAUAAUAACCUCGUAAAAAAUAUCAAAAUGUAUAACUGUAGUUAAUAACGGACACUGAUUAGCAUCUAAACUAUUCUUUUUUUAUUAUUACGUAAUAAUAAUAAUAAUAAUAAUAAUAUGUGUAAGUAUAAUAUUAUGUAAAUGUUGUUUUGGAAAUCUUUUGCAUACGCUUACCCAUAAUACAACAAUUUUAAAUACAAUAAAACUAUACACAUUGUUAUCAUCAAAUAUCUAAAAAAAAAAAUUAAAAUAUGAUGAACCUAAAAAAAUCGGUUUUUUUUUUUAAUGUAUUGAUUUCCGUAAAAUCGAAGUAUAAUCUGCCGCGGCUUGAUUAUAGGAUCGCUUCGUACAGCGAAUUGUCUUUAUGUAUAGCUUGUGCCUCUAUGAGCGCUUUUAAAUAAAAAAAUUAUAUUAAUCAAUUUAUAAUAAUUGAAAAUUGACAAUAAUAUUAUUUUACAUGUUA
Aphis gossypii (cotton aphid) is the source of this 3771-nucleotide messenger RNA. RefSeq names its product KN motif and ankyrin repeat domain-containing protein 2 (gene Kank). Gene Ontology annotation, cellular component: cytoskeleton; cytoplasm. The transcript is spliced from 13 exons. The record is from RefSeq and is a predicted model, not a curated record. Gene Ontology annotation, molecular function: protein binding. Lineage: Eukaryota; Metazoa; Arthropoda; Insecta; Hemiptera; Aphididae. Gene Ontology annotation, biological process: negative regulation of actin filament polymerization. Bases 464 to 3145 code for a protein of 893 amino acids.